CUCUCUGCUGCACACUGACUGCUGAACUCAGUAGUCGCUGCUGGAGUAUCGAGCCGAUUGUGUGUGUUUUCUUGCUGCCUCUUGGCGUCGUGUCGUGCUGUUGCAGCGGUGCGUUGUUGUCGUGAGAGGAUACACACACACGCACACACUGAGCCGACAACGAGAUAAAUAAAAACAGCAGCAACUAACAGUAUCGUUACUCGUCGUUCGAUGUUAGCUCAAAGUUCGUAAAACCUCGCGAGAGCAUCGCGUAGGAAAUAUCUCUGGGCUACUGCCGCUGCUGCCCUUCGAGAGUGCAUAUACAGUCUCUCUCUCUCUCUUUCUCUACUGUUCGUGCGGUGUGUGUUUAUGUGUGUAUAAUACGUGUGUUGUUAUACUACUCGUGCUGUCCAUGUUAAGAGUACACAGCGUGCAGUAGAGAGCGACGACUAUAUACAGCGAAAAAUAUACAACAUCAACGCUGUAUGCAGACUCCGCGAAGCGGCUCCAUAAUAUUCGAGUGCAGCACGUAUAUAUUAUAACCCCUCUUUUCGUGUGCUCGCGUGCGCGCGCGUGUGUGUCUGUGUUAGUCAACCUGCUGUGUCUACGCUGUGACUGUAUAGCGCAGCAUCUGUCUCUGUAUUAUACAUCGUUAUCACAUGUGCGACGCGUUACUCUUUCCAGAUUAAUCAUACAUAGUGCGUGUGUGUGCGUUUGUAUCUCUCCAUCUCUCUGAUCUUCUAAUGAAGUGCGAAAAAGUGCUCUGAACAGAAAAAAAACGUGCGCCGUCGACGCAACUCUUUCUAUAUAAAUUUUCCAACGUUGUACUGCGAGCUGCAUACAGUGGGCUGUGGCUAUAACGCGACGAGCUAGAGAAUCAGCGCAGUGGCAGCAGCAGGGGCUACCUACCACCACGACUACGUAGCGCUAGUCUACUCUCGCCGCUCUCCUCUCUAUAUACGAGAAUCGUCCAUUAACGCCUCUCCGACUCUCUCUCUCGGCUCGCGCACUACUAGCUCUCCCAUAUAUAUGUACCAAGUCAGAGAGUGAGAAUGAGAGAGAGAAGGAGAGAGGAGAAGGAGGAAUUUUAACGGCGCGGAGAGCUGUCGGCACCUCCUGUGGCGCUUCGAGUUAAAGAUGAGGACUCGGAGCGGAGGUCUUUGACGCGAGGAGUGUGGCAACGACAACAACAAUAACAACAACAGCAAAAACAGCAGCAACCCCCCGAAAGAACAAACAAAUAUACGCGAAUGAUGCACCACCAGCGCCGUCAGAAGCCACCGCCGGAGCGCAGAAAAUAAGAAAUAGCUCGCACGCGCGCGUGUCUGUGCCGAAGAAAAAUCAAUCCUCUUCCUAUCUGGCUCUGCUCUUUUUUUUCGCCACCCGUGUGCCGUGCUGCUGCUGCUUUUUUAUACCCAUGUCGAGAUAACACAUACGCAUCGGCGCACGCACGCACGCAGCCCGUCUACCUUCGCAUAGCAGCGCACUUUUUUUUUGCUUCAAGAGACAGCCCGAGGGAAAUCUCUCUCUCUCUCGACUUCGUGCGUGUGCAUGUACCAUCUGUGAUAAUAUAUAGAAGAAGAAGAAGAAGAAGAGCAGCCGAGUUUGUCAUAUACAAAUAGAAAGGAGGCAAAUAUCGUUACAUUGAUAUCGUUCAUAUUGCGGCGACGAAGCAGUAGCAGACAGCGACGAUGAUGGGCUUUCCAAGACGACGCUCGCUCUGGCUGAAAGUGGCCAUCCUGGCCGGUGCCGUGUGGCUGACAGUAUGUUUCCUGCUCUACACGGAGGACAGACAGGCGGCCGCCGCGGUGGCCGUGGACGAUCAGCAGCAACACGAGGCGCAACAACUGGUGGGCGCCGCCGCAGGUCCACCGCAGCCAAUUCAGAUGGCCAACGGUUUCGUGCCCCCGCAGGUGCAGUCGAUCAAGAGAGAGACCCAGGGCAACUCGGGCCAGAGCAAGUCCAAGAUGAAUAAUCAGGCGGGACCCGAGCAAGGUGGCGGCGUGCUGGUGGCACCGAGGGAUCAAGACGCCUCGGCGCCCGGCGAGAUGGGUCGACCGGUCGUCCUCCCGACGAAUCUCACUGCGGAAACGAAGAAGCUCGUCGACGACGGCUGGAUAAAUAAUGCCUUCAAUCAGUACGCUAGCGAUUUGAUUUCCGUGCAUCGCUCGCUGCCCGAUCCUCGCGAUCCAUGGUGCAAAGAACCGGGCCGAUACCAGAAGGACCUACCCCCGACCGCCGUGAUCAUCUGCUUCCACAACGAGGCGUGGUCGGUGCUGCUGCGCACGGUGCAUUCGGUGCUCGAUCGAUCGCCCGAUCACCUGAUCCAGGAGAUCAUUCUCGUCGACGACUACUCCGACAUGCCCCACCUGAAACGCCAACUGGAAGACUACAUGAUGAACUAUCCCAAGGUGCGCAUACUGCGCGCCCAGAAGCGCGAGGGUCUCAUCCGCGCCCGCCUGCUGGGCGCCACCGUGGCGACGGCGCCCGUGCUCACCUACCUCGACAGUCACUGCGAGUGCACCGAGGGCUGGCUCGAGCCCCUCCUCGAUCGCAUCGCGCGCAACCAGACCACCGUGGUCUGUCCCGUGAUCGACGUGAUCGACGACACGACCCUCGAGUAUCACUGGCGCGACUCGGGCGGCGUGAACGUGGGCGGCUUCGACUGGAAUCUCCAGUUCAACUGGCACAGCGUGCCCGAGCGCGAGAAGAAGCGCCACAAGAACCCGGCGGAGCCCGUGUGGUCGCCCACCAUGGCCGGGGGCCUGUUCGCCAUCGAUCGGCAGUUCUUCGAGCGACUCGGCACCUACGACAGCGGCUUCGAUAUCUGGGGCGGCGAGAAUCUCGAGCUCUCGUUCAAGACCUGGAUGUGCGGAGGUACGCUGGAGAUCGUGCCGUGCUCGCACGUCGGACACAUCUUCCGCAAACGCUCACCCUACAAAUGGCGCAGUGGCGUGAACGUGCUCAAGAGGAACAGCAUCAGGCUCAGCGAAGUCUGGCUCGACGAGUACGCCAAGUACUACUAUCAGAGGAUAGGUCACGACAAGGGAAAUUUCGGCGACGUGUCGGAGCGCAAAGCCCUGAGGAAGAAUCUCGGCUGCAAGUCCUUCAAGUGGUACCUCGACAACAUCUAUCCGGAGCUCUUCAUACCCGGCGAGGCCGUGGCGUCGGGCGAGGUGAGAAACCUGGGCGAGGGGGUGAACGCCUGCCUGGACUCGCCGGCACGAAAGAGCGAUUUGCACAAACCGGCUGGACUCUAUCCGUGUCAUCGCCAAGGAGGCAACCAGUACUGGAUGCUGAGCAAGACCGGCGAGAUUCGCCGGGACGAGUCGUGUCUGGAUUACAGCGGCACCGACGUCAUACUCUAUCCUUGCCACGGCAGCAAGGGCAAUCAGCAAUGGAUUUACAAUACACAGACGAAGCAGAUUCGCCACGAGAGCAGCGGCAAGUGCUUGGCCAUAACCGAGAGCAAGCAGCGCCUGCUGAUGGAGGACUGCUCGCUGACGGCGCCCCGACAGAGAUGGGCGUUCGAGAAUUACGAUCCCUCGAAGCUGUGAUAUCGCGUACCCUUGAGGGCGCUCCAACUCCAGUAGCACUACUACAACUAUUAUUAUUAUUACAAUUAAAAGAAAAACAAAAAGAGGGACGGCGCGUUGUUACGCAUAUAAUAAUGAUGAUGAUACAACAAUAUACAUUCCAAGACUUCUUCUGUUUUUUAUUUAAAAAGGCUCGACUCUCCCGUGGUUCUUGGAGACUCUUUUUCAUUUUUUUCUUCCAAGAGCGCGUGCGAUCGAUCGACCGAUCGAUGAUGAUGAUUAGUGCGUGACCCAAGACUUAUUAGACGCCAAGUUCCAAGACGACGACCAAGAAUAAUCGUGUUAUAAAAUUGUGUUCGAGACUGCGUCUUUACAUAUGCAUUAUUAUGAAUAUAUAUCAAUUGUCUAUCGUUAAUUAUUAUAUACCACUGUCAAAACGCGCACAUUAUAUGUGUAACAGAAAAAAAACAUUAAUAAUAAUAAUAAUAAUAAUGGGAAGAGACAAGCGAGAAUAAUUGAUUAUAUAUUUUUUCAUGAUAAAUGGCGGUGAUUGUACGCAUGUAUCGAGGCGAAUGUGUCAUACACAUUACUCGCAUGUAUGCUUACACUUGCACUUGAUAUAUAUAUAAUAUGUAUAGAUAUACAUAAACACAAUUAUAUAUUAUAAUAUAUACAUGAUAUAUGCGCUAUUCUCGAUUAUAAUAAUGUGUAGGACCUUUUUUGUACAUUUCUGUAAAAUAAUGACUAUCUAUUUAGAUAUCUGUACUUGUCAAAUCUACGAUUUUCAAAAUGCAAUGCCAGUUUUUAUUUUAGACUUAAAGAAAAAAAAAUAUAUGAUAUAUUAUUAUUAUCGGUUAAAAUGUAGUCCUUAAAAUUACUGAAAAUGAUAAAAUACUAUCGAUUCCACAUGAUAUAUUACGUCUAAUCGUUUCUACUUUUAUGGCAGGAGCGAGAGAAUGUCUGUGUGUGCGUGAGUAUGCGCGUGGAUCGUUGCGCGAGCGAUACUAAUGUGAUUCAAAAGCAUAAGAUUAUCGUUAUUGAAAUUUAAUCUGAGUGGUUUGAUAGGAUUUACGCAUUAUAAGAUUCGCAAUGAAUGGUGCUGUGCAAAUGAUAGAGACAAAUAAAUUGCGUCUUCGUUUAAAAAUUAUGAGGAUUUAGGAAGGAAGCGAGAGACAGGAUAGGAAGGAAGAGUAAUAAAGUUAUCCGGCGUUUUAUAUACGAGUCAGGGAAGAAAGGAUAAGUUUAGAUUUACUCUUAUUCAAUUUAUGUUUAUUCUAUAUACAUAUAUAGUUGCCAAUUAUUCCGAAUAAAUCGAUCGAGUGGUUCGUUUGUAUUUACCGUGUGCUCGAAAAAACUUUUCUGCGUGCUCGCUCAAUCGUAAAAUCCACGAUUCUAAUCCUGACUGUAAAGUGUAUUGUGUACAUAUAUUUACGUGUGAUUGUAACGAUACACCAGACUUGGAGAUUGCCAAUGAAUUGUUGAGAUUUUGCGUUCGAUGGCAUUUACAUUUUUAUGUACCAUUCCAGAGGUACGGUACUCGAAACGAAAGGCAAUGCGUGAGUGUGUGUGUGUGUGUGUGUGCGUUAUUUACAAUAAAAACGUAUUCUAUUUGUAACGAUUCAAUUUCCAAGAGAAUCGUAUGUAUUUGAUUGAUUUUGAAAAUCCAAUCAUGCAAUAUCAUUCUACUUAUAAUUGUAUCCGUUGUUAAUUCGUUCGCUUCAAUGCCGAACGAGCGUCUUUAAUUAUUUUUCAAGUUUCUACAAAAGUAUUGUGUUUAAAAGAGAAUUACGAAUGUAAUUUAUGUUUAUGCAUUUAAGAUGUUAUCAUAUUACGCGAAUAAUUUAUGAAAUACGCAUGUCUAAGUAUUUAUAAAGAAAAUUUAUGGUAAAAUUUAUAUGACGUGAGCAAUCGAGGACGUUUUUCUACGUUUGCUAAUGAGGAAUGCGCGUGUAUUAUGCAGCAGCAUAUCAUCAAUAAGUGAAAGUGACAUACUCCAUGUAAGAUUAUAAAGCAAAACAAAAAAAAAACAACAGAAAUGUGUAUUCCGUUGAGUUUUAAGUAAAAUAUAAUCGUGAUGCGCCACGCGAUUCAUUGUCGAUGUAAUAUCGAAUGUGCCUUAUGAAAGAAAAAAAAAAUUAUUCGUGUAAAUAAUAUUAUAGAUAAUUCGAGUAUUCAAAACAGAGAAAAACAUAGAAUUAAAACUAAAAGU
Molecule: messenger RNA, 5724 nt
Organism: Trichogramma pretiosum
Lineage: Eukaryota; Metazoa; Arthropoda; Insecta; Hymenoptera; Trichogrammatidae
Gene: Pgant9
Product: putative polypeptide N-acetylgalactosaminyltransferase 9
Exons: 11
Coding region: 1671-3536 (621 amino acids)
Cellular component (GO): Golgi apparatus
Source: RefSeq, a predicted model, not a curated record